AUGGACGUUCACGUUCGCACAAUGGCGAAUCGUUACUUAUCCCAACUCACCCACACAACCCUCGCACGUGCCGUCCAUGCUCACAUCCUCACCUCCGGCUUCAGACCAACCACUCUCAUCCUCAACCGCCUCAUCGACAUUUACAGUAAAUCUUCCAACAUCCGUUACGCCCGCCAACUGUUCGACAAAAUUCCCAAACCAGACAUUGUCGCAAGAACCACUCUCCUUGCAGCAUACUCUUCUACUGGCAAUAUAAACCUGGCUAAGCAACUCUUUAACGACACCCCUUUGACCAUUCGUGACACUGUCAGUUACAACGCCAUGAUCACUGCUUUUUCCCACAGUCUCGAUGGCCACGCCGCUGUCCAACUCUUCAUAGAGAUGAAAAGGGACGGUUUUGUUCCCGACACGUUUAGCUUAUCAAGUGUGCUUGGUGCUUUGUCAUUGAUAGCUGAUCAGGAGAGGCAUUGCCAGCAGCUGCAUUGUGAGGUGAUCAAGUGGGGUGCAAUCUAUGUGCCUUCUGUUUUGAACGCUUUGAUGAGUUGUUAUGUUUGUUGCGCCUCUUCGCCGUUGGUGCAAUCUUGCAUUUUGAUGGCUGCUGCUAGGAAGUUGUUUGAUGAGAUGCCAAUGAGCAUGAGGGAUGAACCUUCCUGGACUACCAUCAUUGCUGGGUAUGUGAGGAAUGAUGAUCUUGCCGCGGCUCGCGAGCUUCUUGAUGGGAUGACUGAUCACAUUGCUGUUGCUUGGAAUGCCAUGAUUUCUGGUUAUGUGCACCAUGGCUUUUAUGAAGCAGCGUUUGACUUGUUCAGGAGAAUGCAUUCCAUGGGAAUUCAUCAGGAUGAGUACACUUACACCAGUGUAAUUAGUGCUUCUUCGAAUGCUGGGUUGUUCAAUAUUGGAAGACAGGUGCAUGCUUAUGUUCUCAGAACAGAGGUGCAACCGUCCCAACAUUUUGUGUUAUCUGUUAAUAAUGCUUUGAUUACGUUUUACACUAAAUGUGGUAAACUGGUCGAGGCAAGGCGAGUUUUUAAUAAGAUGCAAGUAAAAGAUCUUGUUUCGUGGAAUGCCAUUUUGUCCGGGUAUGUUAAUGCAAGGCGCAUUGAGGAAGCUAACUCCAUUUUCAGGGAGAUGCCAAGGAGGAACAUACUGACAUGGACUGUGAUGAUAUCUGGCUUAGCACAAAAUGGUUUUGGUGAAGAAGGUUUGAAGCUGUUCAACCAGAUGAAGUUAGAGGGACUGGAACCGUGUGAUUAUGCAUAUGCCGGAGCAAUCACGUCUUGUGCUGUUCUUGGAUCAUUAGACAAUGGACAACAGCUCCAUUCUCAGCUUGUCCGAUUAGGUCAUGAUUCAAGCCUCUCAGCUGGCAAUGCACUGAUUACGAUGUAUGCAAGGUGUGGUCUUGUUGAAUCUGCCAAUACUGUGUUUCUUACAAUGCCUUAUGUCGAUUCAGUAUCCUGGAAUGCCAUGAUUGCAGCUCUUGCACAACAUGGACGUGGGGUCCAAGCCAUUCAACUUUAUGAACAGAUGCUGAAGGAAGAUAUAUUGCCUGAUAGGAUAACUUUUCUCACAAUUCUUUCUGCUUGUAGCCAUGCAGGCUUGGUGAAAGAGGGGCAGAAUUAUUUUGAUACAAUGUGUUCUCGUUAUGGUAUUACCCCAGGAGAGGAUCAUUAUGCUCGUUUGAUUGAUUUGUUAUGUCGUGCUGGUAUGUUCUCAGAAGCAAAGAAUGUAACUGAAUCGAUGCCUUUUGAGCCCAGUGCACCAAUCUGGGAGGCUCUUCUUGCUGGUUGUCGAAUUCAUGGGAACAUUGAAUUAGGUAUUCAAGCUGCUGAACGACUCUUUGAGCUUAUGCCACAGCAUGAUGGAACCUACAUAAUCCUUUCAAAUAUGUACGCCACUUUAGGUCAGUGGGAUGAAGUGGCAAGGGUGAGGAAAUUAAUGAGGGAAAGAGGGGUUAAGAAGGAACCUGGUUGUAGUUGGAUUGAAGUUGAAAACAUGGUCCAUGUGUUUUUGGUUGAUGAUGCUGUGCACCCUGAGGUGCAAGCAGUGUACAGAUAUCUGGAGCAACUGGUACAUGAAAUGAGGAAAUUGGGGUAUGUUCCCGAUACGAAGUUUGUAUUGCAUGAUAUGGAAUCUGAACAUAAAGAACAUGCCUUGUCCACUCAUAGCGAAAAGCUUGCUGUUGUUUAUGGAAUUAUGAAACUUCCUUUAGGAGCUACAAUUCGGGUUUUCAAAAAUUUGAGGAUAUGCGGGGACUGCCAUAAUGCAUUCAAGUUUAUUUCCAGAGUAGUGGAGCGAGAGAUAGUUGUGAGAGAUAGGAAGAGGUUUCACCAUUUUAGAAAUGGUGAAUGUUCUUGCGGCAACUACUGGUAGGAAGAGGUUCUGUUAUUUGAUUAUCAUCAAGGGUUAAUGUCAAAAGUGGUCAAAUGAAUUUACAAUAUGUGAAGUGGAUCCUGGAGCCUCUGCCAUCGGGAGUUCAAAAUUAAGACUGAUAAUGACCCCAAAAUGAUCUCCUAAAGGUUGAUCAAUGGACAUGCCAAGGCCUUUGUAAAGGAAUUUCAUGAUCUUCAGUUUGUUUUUAGCUGUCUACAGGAUGGAAAUUGGCUUCUGCUAAUGCACUUCUCUUGCACAUGAUUGCUAGAGUGGAUUAGUGCUAUGUCAAGUCAUUAACCUUGGGAAUAGAGGCCAGUCGCAAUAGUCAGAGAAAUCAGUUGCUUGUUCAUGAUGUGGCUCUGUCGCAUAUGCCACGUCUUCUAUGCUGCCAUUGUUACUUCAGUUUCCCUUUAUUUUUCUGUUUCAGUCUUUGCUUCACCUGUAUGUUAGCAUCAGGCACAUCAUUUCAAUUUGGUUUAAUCUGUUUCCUAGGUGCCGCGUUGCAUGCCAUCUCGAUGGCCAUGGCUCUGGCAAGAUAGAAGGGUCAAAGGAUGGUGUUCAAUUUAAAGGCCCAGGCAGCAGAACAGAAACAACAAAAGCUAUUUUGAGCUAAAAAGGAACAAAACUCUGUACCCAAUUAUUGACUCAUCAAUGUGUAAGAAAGCCCAAAGCACAACACUCUCACCCUGCAAGUGUCAGAGGAGCUUUAGUGGCUCUCUAUAAGCAUGGCUUCUGCGAAUGAAAACUGAAAUCAAUGAUCCUAGAAAUAGAAUACAUCUUACCAACAUAUGAUAUGGCCUCUUCAGUAUGUAGUUUACUGAACUAUCUGAAUCUGAGGGUUCACAAACAAGAAUAUAAGCAUUCUUAUGAUAUUUGUGGAGAUGGAGGACUACAGAUACUAUAUUGUCUUUUAUCUUUGUUGUUGCUUGUUGGGGGCUCGUAAAUAAAAAACGUCUGUGAACCUUUGCAACCAAGAGCAAUGGCUUUAAUGUGAAUUAAUAAAAGUAUGC
Gastrolobium bilobum is the source of this 3380-nucleotide messenger RNA. RefSeq names its product pentatricopeptide repeat-containing protein At1g25360. Bases 1 to 2370 code for a protein of 789 amino acids. Gene Ontology annotation, biological process: RNA modification. Gene Ontology annotation, molecular function: RNA binding; protein binding; zinc ion binding. Lineage: Eukaryota; Viridiplantae; Streptophyta; Magnoliopsida; Fabales; Fabaceae. The transcript is spliced from 2 exons. The record is from RefSeq and is a predicted model, not a curated record.